This is a messenger RNA of Clonostachys rhizophaga, 1269 nucleotides long. The record is from the annotation of a GenBank genome assembly. Lineage: Eukaryota; Fungi; Ascomycota; Sordariomycetes; Hypocreales; Bionectriaceae.
AUGUCAAACAAGGUGUCAAUCAUACCGGGGGAAUACAGACUGAUGAAUCGUGGCGGCGAUGAAGAUCGACGCUGCUUCCACCCAGCCAAGAGAACGGACCGGCGCCGCUUCCCACCAGCAUUCUGGGACAACCUCUCCCGAGUCUAUCUUACACCACGCGCCUUGAAAGAGCACGAACGUCGAAACAAGACGCAUGCUUCACCCAAGCGCAAAGCCCCCGACGAUUCCUUUCACAAUAUUGCCAAGUUUGCUAGACACGGCGGCCCAGACCUUGGGGACAUCCGUGGUUAUUCUCGCCAGCGAGCCGGCACUCGUGCAACGAGCCCCGAUGACUGCCGACCGGAUCUAUCCAGCCGGUCUGUGGUUGGAAUGACUGAAACUGCCGACAGCGGUCCGCCUUCCCCUUACGACCACAACUUCGAGCAACAUCUGCGCGACAAUAACAUCUGGCUUUGGGGCCCCUCAUGCUCAUGUUCAUGCUGGAGGCCACUAAACUGGCGAGAUCUCUGGCUCCUGGUGCCGGUAAGGGAGAAGUCCUCGCUCCCGCAGGAAUAUUUUCGAUGGAGUCAUUUCAACCCCUGUCACUUCGAGAUCUGGCACGAUGAGAUGAGAUCGGAAGGAGAUGUGAUGAACGAAAUCAUGCCCAAGAUCGCCGGAGACGAUCAUCCUCUCCCGAAAAACCGCAACGUUUGUUUCAGCAAUAUGGAUAACAUGACCGACGGAAUAAACAUCCGCCCGAGACCCAUCUUCUACGACGGGGCCAGCCCCAAGGAUCUCCAUCCAUCUGUCAUCAGCGACCUCGACAGCCUGAUCGUGCCCUCCAAACUCAGGAGCCACCCGGUAGCCCCCAACCUCUUCUUCGAGACAAAGCCGCUCUGGCGCGGUACUGGCGUCGCUGUGCGGAAAGCCUGCCUCGACGGCGCGUACGGCGCCCGCGCGAUGCACGCGCUGCAGAACUACAACAGAGAUGUGCCGGUGUACGACGGCAACGCAUACGCCUAUAGCUUCGUGUAUAACCCCGUCAAUGCCGCGCUCAAGAUCUACGCCCACGGCAUCUCGGCGCCGAGGACUCCGGGCGGGCGGCCCGACUGCCAUACGAAGAAGAUCAAGGGUUUCUGGAUGACCAUGGAUGUUGAAACAUGGGUCAACGGGGCAUUUGCAUUCAGAGCCAUCAGAAAUCUGGCAAAGGCUCAUCGUGAUCGCUUCAUCGAGGAGGCAAACGCCAGAGCGUCGGAGUUGACUGCAAUCGGGUCAGAACAUGUCGAGUAG